GCGGUUGACCCAAGCUAGCUCACCAAAGGGUCUGUUAGUGGCUCCGCACUAUUAUAUAAAUAGAGCUUUAUACUUUCUUUCUUUGGUUCCAAUUAUCCUCCAAUAUUUCUCCUCAUCAAUUCCCCUCGGUGCAAAUUUGGCUUAUUAUUAACUUUGAAAAAUCCCUAUAUCAUGGGCACACUACAGUUUCUCCUCUUCUCAAUCUUUUCCAUUUCUCUCCUUUUCCUUAUUGCAGGUGUGCAUGGCGGCCAUCAGCAGCACCACCACCACCAUAGACACCGCCAUCUCUUCAGUUUUAAGCCAAGUAAGCUCUUCGUAUUUGGAGACUCGUAUGCAGAUACAGGCAAUGUCCAGAAAUCAUUAGCAAGUUCUUGGAAAGAACCUUAUGGAAUCACUUUCCCAGGCAAACCCGCCGGGCGUUUCUCCGACGGCCGUAUCUUGACUGAUUAUCUUGCUAGGUUUAUUGGGGUGAAGUCUCCAAUGCCUUACAAAUGGAGAAAGUAUGCAACCAACCACUUGAAAUAUGGAAUGAAUUUUGCAUAUGGAGGUACAGGGGUAUUUGAUACAUUUGUCCCUGAGCCAAACAUGACUGUGCAAAUUGACCUUUUCCAAAAUAUGAUCAAUGACAAAGUCUACACCACCAGGGAUCUUCACUCCUCCGCCGCCCUUGUCUCCCUUGCCGGCAAUGACUACGCCACCUACCUCGCCACAAAUGGCUCUGCUCAGGGUUUUCCGGACUUCAUAAGAAAGGUGGUGAACCAGAUAACUGUGAACUUGAAAAGAAUUCAUGAAUUGGGAGUAAAGAAAGUAGCAGUGACUGCUUUACAACCCUUAGGCUGUCUUCCUCGCAGCACCUUUGCCUCUUCCUUCCAACAAUGCAAUGGAACUGAAAACGAGCUUGUCAGUUUGCACAACCUCAUGUUGCAGCAAGCAGUGGCAAAGUUGAACAAUGAAACCAAGGAUUCUACUUUUGUCAUUCUUGAUAUUUAUUCUGCUUUCAUGACUGUUUUCAAGAACAAAGGCGAUCAUCCAGGAAGUUCGACAUUUCAGAACCCACUGAAGCCAUGCUGCGUUGGCACAAGCACUCAAUACUCAUGCGGGGAUUUACAUGAAAAUGGGACAAAGAUGUAUACAGUUUGUGACGAUCCUGAAGCUACAUUCUUUUGGGACACAGUGCAUCCUACACAGGAGGGAUGGCGAUCUGUAUAUUUAGCUUUGCAAGCCAAUCUUCAACAGCUCUAAAAAUUGGAUCACCAUCAUUAUACAAAGAAAAAGAGAAGUUAUGAAAAAUAUGAUGUGCCAGUCUGUUUUUAUCUGUUUUUGUAAUCUAAUGCUCUUUGGUUGCUGUUAGGUUGAUUCGUUUUGUGACCUUCUCUUAUGCUUUGGGAUUAGGAUAAUAAAUUGUCCUUACCUUUU
Ricinus communis (castor bean) is the source of this 1416-nucleotide messenger RNA. RefSeq names its product GDSL esterase/lipase At5g03610. The record is from RefSeq and is a predicted model, not a curated record. Lineage: Eukaryota; Viridiplantae; Streptophyta; Magnoliopsida; Malpighiales; Euphorbiaceae. Gene Ontology annotation, molecular function: hydrolase activity, acting on ester bonds. Bases 172 to 1242 code for a protein of 356 amino acids. The transcript has 5 exons.